AUGAAACAGGAUAAAGUAGAGAUUUCUCCUGGGCAGUUUCUAGACCAUAUUGCAGUUGAGCCUGCCAACAAUCGUGACUUGAUUAGAGUGACGACCAGUCCAUCAAGCGUUUCAGAAACUCGGUAUAUCUGGCCAGUGACGAUAUCAUUGAAGGAUAUUCUUGGCUCUCAUAUGACCGGCGACAUCAUUUUGUGUGAUGCGCCAGGUUUUGCUGAUACGUCAGGUCCCGAAGUGGAUAUUGCAAAUGGUUUGGGAGUCAUCAAAGCUCUCAGUGGUUGUAAAAGUGUCAAAAUACUAGCUUUAUCAAGUUAUGUAAAUGUCGGAGAUAGGGGACAAGGAAUUCAGAUACUGGCACAUAUUUUAAGCAAGAUGAUAAAGGACAUUGAAGAUAAUCUUGGUAGUAUCUUUUAUGCAUUUACAAAGUAUCCUCCAGAAAAAGAUGACAUUCAUGCCCGCUUGCUAGACAUAAAGCAAACGAAAGUAGCUGAAGAUUCUUUUUUAUCUAACGAUACUAGCUUUGUGAUAGUACUCGACGAUAUGAUAGAGAAAACUAAGCAAGGUGGUUUCAAAAUUGACCCUGUUAAUGGCUCUCCGAGAGAGUUAAUCCAAAAAAUUAAUCGUCUAAAUUUUAUUAAAUAUCCAGGAGAGAUUUUUCGAUUUUCAAUGAGCGAAGAUUCAAGUGCAGCCAUUAACAAUUAUGUUAAACAGUGUCAGUUAAGUGUCAUAUGUGCAGUGAAGUACAAAGACAUUGACCUUGUCGUUUAUUAUUUGAAUAAUUUAAAGGCUUUAAAAAGCUGGAUAGAGGAAAGCUUCAUCCACGAUGCUUAUGAAAAAUCUACACGCUGUAUAAGCGAGAAUAUUGAGGAGUAUUGUAAUGAAGUGAUAAGAAAAUUCAAUCGCGCAUUGGAAAGUCAGGAUGGAUUAAGAGAAGAAGAUAUUCGUGAAUACAAAAAGUCUGUUGAAUAUAUUGAGAGCAUCCAAAAACCACUAGAUGAGCAUUUAAAAUCAGGUGUGGCAAAACCUGAAUCACUUAUACAUAAUAUCGAUCACGAACUUCAACAAAGACGUCUUGUUCUGGAAGAAACUGAUUUGCAAAGUCAUCUAGUAGGAGUAUAUUUAGGUAAUCUUUAUAUGCUUAAGGAUUCGUUUCGAGAAUUUGAGGCGACUUACAGUAAAAGUUGCAAGGACUUUGAAGAUCGUUUUGAUAAGCUUGUAAAAUCCUCCAAUGAACCUAUCGCAAAUAAUGAAUUUGAUAAGGUUGCUGAAAUCAUUCUUAUAAUAUUCAAAUCUUCAUGUGUUCUAAAGCGCUAUUUGCGUGAACAAGUGGAAGAAAAAUACCAGGACGUCAUCAAAUCGCUCUUAAAGUACUUGAGUGGCUUUGUGGAAAAAGCAGAGCCUCUAUUAGCGAAGAUUCGGUUGAACGAUGAUGAUGUGAAAGAUUUGAAGAGUUAUCUACUCAUCUUGAAGUCGGCUAAAGAAACUCCGAUGCUUCAGGAAUGUCUUUCGACCUACACGAAAACGCUGAAAAUAGGACUUGACACAGUGAAUAAAAGUUUCAAAAGUUUGAAUGAAAUUUAUAAUGAAUUCAUCGACAAAAUUGUCAGCUAUUUCGGUGAAAUUAAUGUUAGAAUUAAAGAGCUUUUUGAGAAAAGCGGGGAUUACGCUCUAGAAUCAAUCGAAAAGUUAGUCAGUGACAUGGGCAGUAUUCGUACAAUACCAGAAAUUGAAGCAAAGACUUCUGGAUCAUAUUAUCGUACUGUUGAAAAUGUUCGUGGAUAUAUGCAACAGUUGCAAAGAGAUGCUGAGCAGUUGAUUGUUGACAUAGAGAAAAAAACAGGUAGCAUCAAUUAUGGACACCUCGCAAGAUCGUUAUCACGCUUAAGAAACGCAGAAUGGAUCAACCGUGCGAGUCCAGGAGCAUAUGAUGCAUUGAUGCAUCGUAUUAAAGAAGAAUUGAUAGAGAAUGCUCGGAACUUGGAAGAGCAAUUGAAGAGGAUAGAUUUUCAUUUAAAACAUCCAGAUAAUGUGGGCGUUGCGCAGGCCAUCGUUGAGAAAAUUGAAUCUAUGAGCAUUUUGGAACGCAGCGUUCCAGAACUUGAGGAUUACAGAGUUAGGAUACAAAAAAAGUUUCGUGAGACGACGCAGGCAGCGUUCGAUAGUAUCCAAAAGACUUUCAAUUUGCAAGAUAUAGAUGUUUAUAACUUAAAACAGCAGCUGAAGGAACUUGAAAAAAUUAAAAAUGAAUACGAGAAAUUGCGUCCAGCUCAAAAAUAUUUACUCGAACAGCAGUAUUUGAAUGUAGAUCAAUUAAAUGAUGAGAUCGAGAACCUAACCAAAAAACUUAAAGAAGAGACUGAUAAAGAAGAGGCUCUGAAACUUGAGAAGGAAGAAAAGCUAAAUAAGUUACAGGAUAUUGUUGGUCGAUGCGUAAAUUUGCGUGGACAAGGCUCAGAUCAAAGUACUAUGAGAGUGUCAGAUGCCAACGCAGCAAAGACUUCGCAGAGAGACAAGCUGGAGUCAGAUAAUUAUUUAAAAGAGCAUGGCUUUUCAAAACUAGAUGAUGUAUAUGAAGCCAUAGUAAACAUUUCAAAAGAUUAUGAUAAGAAAUUGCAACUAAUUCAAGAGAGUUGUAAAGGAUUCAUUGAUACAUUAAAUCGCCUGGAAGAAAUCAGAAAAAAACAUAAAUCAUUGCUAUUAGUAAGAAGUGAUUCUGUUUCUUCGGAAGGGAUGCAAUAUCUUCGAGAAAAAAAGCAAAACAGUAUUGAAUCAAUCGAUGUAGAAAUUCAAGAGAAGAAGGUAAAAAUCUCUGAACGUGAGAAAAAUAAGCAAAAGUAUGACUUCAGUGGUAGAUUCGACGGUUCUGUGGCAAAUGCUGCGUUAUUUUACAUAGUCCAAUGCGAAAAGGUGGGAGAUUCUCGAAUUAAAGAAAUUGCUACUGAAACUAAUGAGAUUAUGCAUAAAUAUUUAGGUGAAUACGGCUAUUUUUUAAAACAAGAGAUGGCUAGGCUCUAUCAGAAUGGAAAAAAUAGUGAUGUUGAAGGAGGCCCUUUGCAGUAUUGCCAUGAAUUAUGCAUACGUUUGGAGGAAUUAUCUUCACUUGAAAAUUUUCCUGAGGUUUUCAAAUGCGUGAAGGAAGCGGAACAGUUAGCGCAUUGGAGGCAAGAAAUCACGGCUUGCUAUACUACUUUCAGUGAUCUGAUGGAGGAAUACAAAAAGCGUGGUGACGGAGAAUUGUUAGGGAAGCAAUUAAGUGUAAUCCAAGGGUUCAUCUACUUGGAUCGAUUUUUAGGAAAUACUCGAUUUUACGACUUAUAUAGAAAGUCUCAAUCAUGCGUGAUUGACGAUCUAAAUGUUGCUUACAGGGAAUUAGUACAACAUAUAUGUAACUCCGACUAUGUAAGAGCAGGCAUGAUACUAUCUAAUAUUGAUGACAGGCCUUUAAAUGCGAAAGCUAAAAAGCAGAUUGAACUCGAAUUACAAAGUUCACUAGUAAAAUUGAUGAGGGAUAUAAAAUGUUCGGCACAAUGGUUAUACGGAAAAAUUGAAAGAGGGGAAGAAAAUAAGAAACAAAUUGAAGAAAUCGUAGCAAAUCUUGAAAAAACUCAAAAUGCAUUGACUCAGUUCAAUCUGAUGGAACUUUUGGAUGGAAAAACCAGGGGUGACCUGGAAAAAUUUCAAGCAGAAGUCGACCAAAUUUUAUCUGAUAUUAUUUUGCAAGGACUUAGUUCUAUCAAAACGUAUAUGAAUACUGAUCACUUUGCCCAGGCUGAAGAAGGGAUCGAGAAAAUAACAAACGUUGUCCAACACCAUCUUAAAAGCAUCGUUACCUCACAGGAGGUUAUCAAAAAAACUCAAGAAUU
Messenger RNA from Didymodactylos carnosus, 3860 nucleotides. Lineage: Eukaryota; Metazoa; Rotifera; Eurotatoria; Philodinida; Philodinidae. The record is from the annotation of a GenBank genome assembly.